This is a messenger RNA of Anastrepha obliqua, 3514 nucleotides long. It is a transcript of the gene Tret1-1, whose product is annotated as facilitated trehalose transporter Tret1. Gene Ontology annotation, biological process: carbohydrate transport; transmembrane transport. NCBI's taxonomy places the organism in Eukaryota, Metazoa, Arthropoda, Insecta, Diptera, Tephritidae. Gene Ontology annotation, molecular function: sugar transmembrane transporter activity. The coding region runs from base 207 to 2726 and encodes 839 amino acids. The record is from RefSeq and is a predicted model, not a curated record. Gene Ontology annotation, cellular component: membrane. The transcript has 9 exons.
GCAGCGACUAUAUAAACGCCGCGCAUACUGAUCGCGUGCUUUAGUUAUAGCGUGGAUAUAUUUUCAAUUUCAAAUUCGAAAAGCGCAAAUAAAAAUCAACAAGCAUAAAAAUUUAGGUGUGGUGAAUAUCAAACGUAUCAUAAUUACAAAGUUAAAGUCAACAAAACACCCACAACUGCAAAACUGCAAAAGAAAGCAACGCCGCAAUGAGUGGACGAGAUAAUCGUGGCAGUGGCCACCAACCGCUUAGCAAUGCAAUGGGCAAAAUAAAGGAUAAACUCACACGAUCAACGGAUACAUACCAACGCGUCGAAGAAGGACUUUCUCAAUCAAACACAGCAACCAGUCUGGACACAAUUCUACCCGAGGAUCCAUUCCUCUUUCCACAGGGACCCACACCACAGCAACGACAAAUGGUGAAGCAAAGCAAUUUCCCCGUCGAUGAUACACCACUACAUUUUGGUCCAAUCAUUGAGGAUAAUGAUAUACGCGCUCCACCCCCCUUACCGCUGCCUGUAAGUCAGGCGAAAUCUAGCGGCAAUCAGGAAUUUGUGGCUUUACCACCACCACCAUCAUCACAGCACAGUCACCGCGAUCACCAUCAACGCAGUACUGUUUCCCUGGCUACUGAUGACCUGCAGCACAGCAAGCAAUCGCUGAAGGGCUCGCGUGUUUCAUUCGAACGCAGAUCGGUGGACAGCAGUGAUGAGGAUAAUUUCGAGAGUCGACGCAGUGGCUUUCAACAACAGAAAACAAUCAGUGUAGACCACAAGGGUAUACUGAAGGAUCUUAAAAACAUACUUGCAAAUGAUAAUCGUCGACAGUUUCAAGCCAAGAAGCAUGUCUCGCUUGAUGUCAAGGGCACACGUUUCCUCGAGGACAUGCUGAAAGAUUCCUCCUCUGAGGAAGAGUUUCACAAGAAUCGACGAGAAUUCCAAGGACGAAAACAUCAAAGUUUAGAUCCGCGUGUCAGCUUCAAAUUGGAAAAAGUGCUGCAAGGUUCAAGCACAGAUAGCGAAGAGGAGGCCGAUGAUGUGGAACAUAAGCGUUUAAUACACCGUCCUAAAGACAUAACUAAACCGGUUAUAAUUGACCUCAAGGAUUUCGAGAGUGAAAGUGAGGAGGAUUAUGUGACAAAUCGUCAACAUUUCCAACAACAACGCUCCAUAAGUACAGACUCGCGAAAGAGCCAUAGACUGUACGAAAUGGAUGAAAUGGGCAAAAAGAAAAAUGAAAACCUGCGCAACGCUGUACCAUUCGUCAGACAAAUAACAGAGGAUGGCAAACCCAAACUAGAAGUGUACCGGCCGACAACGAAUCCAAUAUAUAUUUGGACGCAGGUACUUGCCGCACUUAGCGUCUCUCUGGGUUCAUUGGUUGUUGGUUUCUCCUCUGCCUAUACCUCUCCUGCUUUGGUUUCCAUGACUGAUCGAAAUUACACUGACUUCGAUGUGACAGCACAGGCGGCUUCUUGGGUAGGCGGUCUUAUGCCUUUGGCCGGUUUAGCUGGCGGUAUUGCUGGUGGCCCAUUCAUUGAAUAUCUUGGCCGACGUAAUACAAUUCUCGCCACAGCUGUACCCUUCGUAAUCUCUUGGUUGCUAAUCGCUUGUGCUGUUAACAUCAUCAUGGUUCUAGCUGGUCGUGCUCUAGCCGGCUUCUGUGUGGGCAUUGCUUCGCUAUCGUUGCCCGUGUAUUUAGGCGAAACUGUACAACCGGAAGUACGUGGCUCGUUGGGUCUAUUGCCGACUGCAUUCGGUAACAUUGGCAUAUUACUGUGCUUUGUCGCCGGCACGUAUAUGGAUUGGUCACAACUAGCCUUCCUUGGUGGUGCACUACCGAUACCUUUUCUGAUACUUAUGUUCCUCAUACCUGAGACGCCACGUUGGUAUGUCUCACGUGGACGUGAAGAUCGUGCACGCCGUGCAUUACAAUGGCUGCGCGGUAGACAAGCCGAUGUAGAACCAGAAUUGAAAGGUCUAUUACGAACACAAGCUCAAGCGGAUCGGCACUCGUCAGGCAAUCAGUUAAUGGAAUUGUUCAAACGCAACAAUUUGAAACCGCUAUCCAUAUCGUUAGGUCUAAUGUUCUUCCAGCAGCUUAGCGGUAUAAAUGCAGUCAUUUUUUAUACAGUAUCAAUAUUUCAAGAAGCUGGAUCUACCAUUGACGGCAAUGUGUGUACGAUCAUUGUGGGUGUGGUGAACUUUAUUGCAACAUUUAUGGCAACCAUGCUUAUCGAUCGUCUGGGACGUAAGAUUCUGCUGUAUAUCUCCGAUGUUGCCAUGAUUAUUUCACUCUUCACGCUUGGCGGUUUCUUCUACUGCAAGUCAUCUGGCAUGGACACCUCCGAAGUUGGUUGGUUGCCACUGGCUAGUUUUGUUAUCUAUGUGGUCGGCUUUUCGCUCGGCUUUGGCCCCAUACCCUGGCUAAUGAUGGGCGAGAUAUUGCCGGCGAAAAUUCGUGGCUCUGCCGCAUCGGUGGCCACCGCCUUCAACUGGUCAUGCACGUUCGUUGUGACGAAGACUUUUCUCGAUAUGCUUGAAACUAUGGGCGCGCAUGGUGCAUUCUGGCUUUUCGGAUCCAUCUGCGUGGUGGGUUUGUUCUUCGUGAUAUUGUACGUGCCAGAGACGCAAGGCAAAACUCUCGAAGAUAUUGAGCGUAAAAUGAUGGGACGCGUGCGUCGUAUGUCGUCCUUAGCGAAUAUGAAACCAUUAUCCUUCAAUAUGUAGAAGGAUUUUACUCAAAUCCUGUAUACGUCGAACGUAUGUGUCAUAUAUGUAUACAUACAUACAUGCAUGCAUAUACUAAUGUAUGUGUAUGUAAAUACAACCAAAUACUAGUUAAGAGCCUUAAAUUUAAAUCUAGUUCUCGCGACACUACAGCAGUUAAGGACCAGUGUGAAGUAAAGUUUGACGAACAAAGCGGAAACAAUGUGCGCGGUUAGAAUGUAUGAAAAUAAUUUACAUAGUUAUUAGGGAGCUAGCAAGUCAAAGAAAUUACGUAGAUGAGAUUUAUAAUAUUUUAAAUGUGAUGUAGUCUAUUAGCCGUUUUACGAAGGGAUAUAUGGAACUGCGUUCCUUUCGGUUCGUGACAGUUGAUGUUUGCAAAAUUUUGAAUAAGAAAAAUCAAAGCAAAAGCAAACUAUGAUAUACAAAAAUUUCAUUGUGUUAUUAGUAGUAUUUACCGUAAAAUGUAGUAGUGAACUGUGUACUUUGUUCUUAAUUGAGCACAUUAGAUUUUUUAUUAUUAUAAUGACCUAUAGUGCUAUAUUUAUUAAGUUAGCGGGUAUAACUAACCGUAAUACCAAAAUCCAAUAAGAAAAAAGCAAAACAUGAGAAACAAUUGAAAAAAGAAUUUUAAUAUAAUCAAACCAAUUAUACUAUUAUUACUGUAAAUCAAUAUAAAUUAUAAUAAUUAUCUAUUCAUUAAGUAAUUGUUAAAAGAAAAAGAGAAUUUAAUUUAAACACAAAUAAAUGGUCUAUCGACCAAAACUUGAAGCGUGCAAUGACCGAAAUAA